Molecule: messenger RNA, 1225 nt
Organism: Thrips palmi
Lineage: Eukaryota; Metazoa; Arthropoda; Insecta; Thysanoptera; Thripidae
Gene: Dpm1
Product: probable dolichol-phosphate mannosyltransferase
Exons: 8
Coding region: 403-1176 (257 amino acids)
Biological process (GO): protein O-linked glycosylation via mannose; GPI anchor biosynthetic process
Cellular component (GO): endoplasmic reticulum membrane
Molecular function (GO): dolichyl-phosphate beta-D-mannosyltransferase activity
Source: RefSeq, a predicted model, not a curated record
UACGCCAUUUUGGGUUCGAUGACUCAAGUGUCGAGUUGCGAGGAAAUCCUGCGCCAAGCGCUUUUGUCUGCGUGAACGUCCAAUUGUCAAAAGUAGCAGUUUCUACAGACACGAAAGUUGCCGCUUUGGUCUGAAUGAAUCAUUGCAUGUCACCUUUCGGGCAUUAAUUUAUUUUAAGCUUGCAAUGAAAUUAGAAAUAAAACAAGUCAAAGACUUUUGAACACUAUGAAUGGAUUUGAAUUCUUCUAGGAAAUGGGGAAAUGUGACUCCUCAGCAGACGAUCAGCAGAAGCUAGCAGAAAAACAACCAUUGUUUAUAUUUGGUCACUUUGUUUAAGCGAAUGACACGUUUAAGUAGCUAGCCCUCUUAUUUAAGUGCCAAGCAUUUUCGAGUUAUCGCUAGAUGGUGUAUCCUAAGCGGGAGACAAGAUCAUCCAAGAUGGCAAAGGAAAAGACCUCCGAUGGCGAUAAAUAUUCAAUUCUUCUUCCUACUUACAAUGAAAGAGAAAAUUUGCCCAUCAUAAUUUGGUUAAUUUGCCAUUAUUUGGAUUCUAGUGGUUUCGACUAUGAGAUCAUUGUUAUUGAUGAUGGAAGUCCUGAUGGUACACUGGAUGCCGCCAAGCAGUUACAAAAAAUCUAUGGAGACCAAAAAAUUGUAUUACGGCCUCGUGAGAAGAAACUGGGACUUGGCACAGCUUACAUUCAUGGUAUGAAGCACGCUACCGGCAAUUUUAUUGUGAUCAUGGAUGCUGACUUAUCUCACCAUCCAAAAUUCAUACCAGAGUUUAUCAAACUCCAAAAAGAAGGAAACUAUGAUUUGGUGUCUGGCACCCGAUACAUAGGAGACGGUGGUGUGUAUGGAUGGGAUUUCAAACGGAAGCUAGUAAGUCGAGGGGCUAACUUCUUGACUCAGCUGUUACUGCGUCCCAGAGCAUCAGAUUUAACCGGAAGCUUCAGGCUUUAUAAGAAGGCUGUCUUGGAAAAUCUUGUGGCUAGAUGUGUUUCCAAAGGAUAUGUGUUCCAAAUGGAGAUGAUAAUACGGGCCCGACAGCUGAACUACACAAUUGGAGAGGUACCAAUUUCAUUUGUUGACCGUGUCUAUGGAGAGUCAAAACUUGGUGGAUCGGAAAUUUUUCAAUUUGCCAAAUCUCUUUUAUAUUUGUUUGCAACAACAUGAUUCCUGACUGAUAUUCUUACUGUAUAAUAAACUUUUUUUUCUCAGCCAA